This is a messenger RNA of Anneissia japonica, 1261 nucleotides long. Its product is annotated as 39S ribosomal protein L40, mitochondrial-like. Gene Ontology annotation, cellular component: mitochondrial large ribosomal subunit; mitochondrial ribosome. NCBI's taxonomy places the organism in Eukaryota, Metazoa, Echinodermata, Crinoidea, Comatulida, Comatulidae. The coding region runs from base 117 to 722 and encodes 201 amino acids. The transcript has 4 exons. The record is from RefSeq and is a predicted model, not a curated record.
AUACGUGUCGGUCCGGUCCGCUGGUAAAACACGAUCUAAAUUACGACGGCUGUAUCGCAUGCGCUGGAUCGAUCGAGAGAGAAGAAUUGGCCUAGCCUAGGCCUAGGUCCUUAAUCAUGGCCUUGUUUAUACCGAAAAUACUGAGUUCCAUCAUAAGAGUGUCAAAUUCUGUAGCAUCUUCAUCUGGCAGAAAUUUUCAUACUCAAGCAGGUGGCUUAGCAUUCCAUUUCACCCAAAUUCUAAAUGCGGAGCCUCCAAAGAAGAAGAAGAAAGCAGAUCCGAAGCUGGAACAGAUGAGGAAGCAGCGUAUGAUCAAACGACUAAGGAAGGUCCAAUUCAAGAUGGGGGCUGCUGAAUUGAAACCUGUACAGGAGUUCAGUAUAGACCGCAAAUUGAAAGAAGAAACAAGGAAACGGGAUUUACCAGAAAUAACGUACGAGGAGAGUGAGAGACGAGCAUUGCUUCAAAAAGAAUGGUCAAAGUAUAAAUUCCAACUGCAUUGUGACGAAAUGAAGUACAUCAAAUCAAUGUUGAAAUCGCAACAGAAAGCACUUGAAGAACUGAAAUAUGAGUCUGUAGAGUUAUAUGAACUUGCCAUGACAACAGAUAAGAACCUGAUGCCUUUGGUAUUGUCCGGUCCAACUGAAACGCCACCUAUCUUGGAUUAUUAUCAUCAGUGUCCUGAUGGCCAGUAUGUUGAUAUUUCAAAACAAUACAAGUAAUAUCAGAAAUUUAUUUGAUAAGAUUACUGCCUUUUAACAGAUUGUACUUGUAACAUGCAAGUAUGUAACAAGAUUUUCUACUGCCUUGCAACAGAUGUACUAUCUUGCAACAGAUAUUUUACUGCCUUGCAACAGAUGUACUCCCUUGCAACAAAUGUUUUACUGGUACUGGGUAUUUAUAUUGCGCAUUUCCCUUAUGGUUAUGUCUUGUAACAGUACUUUACAACAGCUGUUGUACUGUCUUGCAAUAGAUGUUGUACUGUCUAGCAACGAGUGUUUUCCUGCCUUGCAACAGAUGCUCUAAUACUUUGCAAUAGAUGUACUGACUUUGCAACUGUGGUGCAACGUAUGUUGUACUGUCUAGCAAAAUAUGUUGAACUAUCUUGUAAUCAACAAAUGUUGUACUAUCUUGCAACAGAUGUAAUGUCCUGUAGUACAUUACUUUGGAUCUUAAAGCCCCAGUUGAUUCGUUAUUGUAAUGAGUGAUAUGUACUCUUGUUAUAUAAUAACAUGAAUGAAUAAAGAAUGUUUACGUUGUA